Molecule: messenger RNA, 954 nt
Organism: Fusarium sp. VM40
Lineage: Eukaryota; Fungi; Ascomycota; Sordariomycetes; Hypocreales; Nectriaceae
Source: the annotation of a GenBank genome assembly
AUGGCCGGAAAGAAGAUUAUCACCGUAUUUGGAGCCACCGGACAACAGGGUGGUUCAGUGGUUGACAUCUUUCUCAAUGACGAGAAGCUCAAGAAUGAGUGGUCUGUACGAGCUGUCACCCGAGACAUUUCCAAAGAGUCUGCCAAAAAGCUUGCGGCAAAGGGCGCCGAGAUUGUGCAGGCCGAUCUUUCUGACAACAAGACAUUGGACAACGCUGUCUCCGGCGCUGAAGCCGUAUUUGCCGUCACCAACUACUGGGAGGCGAUGGACGCGGCACUGGAAGUAAAGCAGGGAAAGGCCAUCGUUGAUGCCGUAAAGAGGGCAGAUACCAAGCUCUUGAUUUGGAGUUCGCUCUACGAUGUUAACAAACUGACAAAUGGCAAGCUCCCCCAUGUCUACCACUUCGACGGCAAGGCCGCAGUUGAAGAGUAUGCCCGUUCUCAGGGGAUCCCAGCAGCCUUCUUCAUGCCUGGCUUCUACAUGUCCAACCUUCCAGGUCAGAUGUUGACUCCCAGCGGCGCUGGUAAUGCCUGGACGUUGGCACUCCCCAUGCCCGAGAACGCGCCUAUCCCCAUGUUCGACAUUUCCGACACGGGCAAAGUUGUCAAAUCUAUCGUGCUCAACAAGGCGAAGGUUUUGGGGAAGCGUGUCCUUGGUGCCUACAAAUACAUGACGCCUAAAGAGAUCAUCGAGGAAUUCAAGGCGGCUUAUCCCGAGGCUGCGAAGACCGCUACAUUCUUCUCGACUCCCCACGAUGAGUAUGUUGAUGCACUCAAAGGUUUGGGUAUGCCUGAGUUCGCGGCCAUCGAGUUACUGGAGAACAUGCGUGUCAUGGAUGAGGGCGGAUACUAUGGUGGUGCGUCACUGGACGAGAGUCAUGCUCUGCUCAGUGAUCCUCUGACAAGCUGGGAAGAGUUUCUCAAGAAGUCUCCUGUGCUUAAGGAACUCAAGUAG